GGUGGAAAAUAAUUUAUCUUUAUGAAGAGCUAAUUGACUUUGAAUUUUGGUAUCGACUAUGAGUUUGAUAAAAUGCUAAAGCAAUGAUUACAAUGGCAGCGAAAAUAAGGUCAAUUUUUCCACGCUGGAUAGUAACUGUUUGCGAAUGGAUCAACCCAUAAGAAUCGCCGCUAAUUUACCAAGUGAUCGAAGUAUAACCCAAACAAUGACGGGAACAUGUGCCAUUUGUUGGCCACAAAACAAUUGAUGGAUUAAUCGUCUCGAUGAGUAUGUUCACUAUUCCCAAAUGGCUUUUAGUUUGGCCCGAUUGAUCAAGAGCUUAUCCUCACAACGGAUAAUUUUCUGCCAAUCUAAUCACUUGUCGCUUAAAUUGUUAAGAGGAAACAAUCAACAAUCAAUCCGUUAUUUAACCUCAAAGUUUACAAUUAGCAAUAGAUAACCAACUAGAAAUUUAAAUAUUACGUACGACCUCCAGUCGUCAUGUUCCUGCCAUUGUUUGGGUUAUACUCCGACCACUUGGUAAAUUAGCGGCGAUUCUUAUGGGUCGAUCUAUUCGCAAAUGGUACAGUGCCUUACCGCCAAAUAAGAAGCAAUUAAUUAAACAAUGGUUAAUGUCCAACGCGGAAAAAAUUGGCCUUAUUUUCGCUGCCAUUGUAAUCAUAGCUUUCGCAUUUUAUCAAACUCAUAUACAAGAAACUCCAGUAACAAAGCGGCAACGGUUCAUCCUCUUCACUGAAGAUCAGUUUGGUUCGAUAGCCGAUAUCGAAUUUCAAAGUUCAUUAGCUGUUUAUAAAGACAAAUUAUUUCCCGCCAAUCAUCCGAUCUGUCGUCGUAUUGAACGGGUCGCCAUGAGAAUUUUAAACGCUAAUCAAGAUAUUAAACAAAUUUUCACCAAAAAUUGGACCGUAACCGUUGUCGAUGCCCCGGAGAUAAAAAAUGCUUUCGUUACUCCAACAGGACAAAUCUUUGUUUUCUCCGGUAUUCUAAAUAUCUGUCAAAACGAUGAUCAAUUAGGUGUUAUUUUAGCUCACGAAAUGGCUCAUUCUAUUUGUGGACAUGCUGCUGAACUAUUGAGUUACACUUCGUGGAUCGAUUUCAUUGCGAUGAUCGGUAUCGCUCUGAUUUGGGCUCUUCCAUAUUCAGAUUUCCUGGCUGCCGCUUUUCAUUAUAUUCUUGCAAAAAUAACAAAUUUAACUUUAACACUUCCUUAUAAUCGUAAAAUAGAAUCAGAAGCCGAUCAGGUUGAUGCUGGAUGAGCUGGAUGAGUAGAC
This is a messenger RNA of Panonychus citri (citrus red mite), 1271 nucleotides long. RefSeq names its product metalloendopeptidase OMA1, mitochondrial-like. The transcript is spliced from 2 exons. Bases 540 to 1256 code for a protein of 238 amino acids. Gene Ontology annotation, molecular function: metalloendopeptidase activity. NCBI's taxonomy places the organism in Eukaryota, Metazoa, Arthropoda, Arachnida, Trombidiformes, Tetranychidae. The record is from RefSeq and is a predicted model, not a curated record. Gene Ontology annotation, biological process: protein quality control for misfolded or incompletely synthesized proteins; mitochondrial protein processing. Gene Ontology annotation, cellular component: mitochondrial inner membrane.